This is a messenger RNA of Racocetra persica, 179 nucleotides long. The record is from the annotation of a GenBank genome assembly. Lineage: Eukaryota; Fungi; Glomeromycota; Glomeromycetes; Diversisporales; Gigasporaceae.
CAACAUGAAUCGGUGGAAGGAAAUUUAAACUUGCUUACAAUUGAAACUCAGAAAUAUACAUCUUCAAUAGACACAGAUUUUAAAAAUAGUUUGGAUAGACUGACUGUCGAUACUUUGAGGACACUUUGUAGUGCUAUAGAUUUAUUGUAUUCUGGAUCCAAAAAAAAACUUGUUGAAAG